CAAAACGUUUUUAAUUCACUCGUAGAAACGGCGGAGUAGCAAGACGUUCUCCGUCGCGGAAACAAACAUAUAUCAAAAAAAUAAAAAAUAAAAUCAAAAGUGAUCGGGGGUUAAUAGCAUCGGCGGCAAUUAAGCAAAAAAAAACAUAUUAACAUAAAAUAGCUGACAGCUUGGAAACAAGCGACAAAUAGAUCGGACAAAACAAUGCAAUCAUGGUUACGUAUAUCCUUGCUCUUGUGCACAUUUGGUUUUUUUCGCGAAAUGCGUCCAUCCGAACCGUUUGUUGUCGAAUAUCUUACCGGUCCGGAUCGUAAUAUAACAAGUGAAGAAUUGAAUCGUGAAAUCUAUCCGUUCGGAACAUAUUCCGUACUCGUCCAGCUUGUUAUUGUGUUUCUAAUCACCGAUAUUUUACGAUAUAAGGCAAUUAUUAUUGUUUCCGCUCUGUCGGGCAUUGUUCUCUUCGGCAUUUUGCUGUGGACUCGCACCGUAUGGGAACUAUUAAUAGGUCAGGUAUUCUAUGGCACCUUUAUGGCUAGCGAAGUAGCCUAUUAUACGUAUAUAUAUGCAAAGGUGGAAAAAUCUCGCUAUCAAAUUGUCUCCGGUCAUACGCGAUCGGCAAUAUUGUGUGGCAAGUUUUUGGGCGGUGUUUUGGCCCAGGUUCUGGUAUCAACUGAUACUUUGGAUUAUCGUGAAUUACAUUACAUAUCGUUUGCUUCACAAAUCUUAUCACUAUUCGUGGCGAUUGCACUGCCGAGUGUUAGCCAAAGUAUAUAUUUUUAUAAGACGACAACUGAUGUUGAUGGUGUUGGCGCUGUUGAUGAUGGUAAUAAAGAUAAAGGUGAAAACAUUGAAGGAACGCCACAACAAAUCCAAUCGCCUGAUGAAUUGGAAAAUGGAUGUGCCGCGGAGAACCACAAUAAUAAAAUUGUUGAGCGAAGUGACUCAUCGACCAGCAAUGAUGUUCAACCGAAAUUCUCCUGGAGAAAUGCCUCGCGACUUCUGCUGCAACAUACUGUGAGUGCCUACACAAAUCCCACGGUCUUAAAAUGGAGCAUUUGGUGGGCAUUGGCCACAUGUGGUCAACUGCAAGUUAUUUCAUAUGCUCAAAUUCUAUGGAAAGAAAUCGAUGAAAAUCACGAGAGUUACUAUAAUGGUGCCGUCGAGGCGACAGUUACUCUGUUAGGUGCUGUUGGUGCGAUGACUGCGGGCCUUAUGAAUGGUGUCUUUCGUUCUCAGUGGAUUCUAACAAUAUGUUCGAUACUCAUGGGAGCAUUUAUGAUAAUAUCGGCUGUAACGAAUAUCCUCUGGGUGGCAUAUGCCAUGUAUGUUAUGUUCGGUAUUUUGUAUUUCUUUGUCAUAACCAUAGCCAGUGCCAUAGUGGCACGUAAUUUAAGCGAUGAUAGUUUUGGUCUAAUAUUUGGCAUAAAUACUUUAAUAGCUCUUAUACUGCAAACAAUUUUGACAUUAGUUGUUGUUACCGAUGCCGGUUUGGGUCUAUUGCCACGCGACCAAUAUAUUGUAUAUGGUUCAUAUUUUGUAGUAUUAGCUAUAAUUUUUGUAGCCGUUGUUAUUGUAGAGCAAUUUACGAAAUGUACAAAGAAAUCGAAAGAUUUGGAUGUGAAAUCUAUUCAAUAAUUUUCGAAUAGAGUUAUACAAAUAUUUCUAUUAACAACAUUCUUUAGACAUUGAACGACAAAUCAGGGAUUUUUACAUCUAGUAUAUAUUCCUCAUAUUGUAUACGUUGUUUUUUUUAUAGUUUUAAGUAUAUAGGUUUAUCGAAAUAUUUUUAUUUUUAACAAUAAAAAAUAUGAAAAGAAAUGUCGU
Musca domestica (house fly) is the source of this 1824-nucleotide messenger RNA. RefSeq names its product thiamine transporter 1. Gene Ontology annotation, biological process: transmembrane transport; vitamin transport. Lineage: Eukaryota; Metazoa; Arthropoda; Insecta; Diptera; Muscidae. The coding region runs from base 205 to 1635 and encodes 476 amino acids. Gene Ontology annotation, molecular function: vitamin transmembrane transporter activity. The record is from RefSeq and is a predicted model, not a curated record. Gene Ontology annotation, cellular component: plasma membrane. The transcript is spliced from 2 exons.